AUGAUUUCCCAGGUGUCCUUGUUGAGGGCGAUGUGCUGCCUGAUGUUAAUGCCAGGUUUGCUAAACGCAACAUCUCUGAUGAAAGUGAAGAAUCCUGGAGGAAAUUCACUUAGCAUUGACUCAACUCAAGCUCAUGAUUUCUUGACUAAUUCUCGACCUAAGAGAAACAUUGACCCAAAGUGGCACCGAAACAAUCCUGAUUUUCAGUCCUACUACCGCUUCUACAACAGCAUUGGGCACAUUGAAGGAAUAUAUGAGAUUGACAGAAUCAGGAUGCUGUAUCAGCAGAUGCGUUACUUGGAGUUGACCUAUGGCCCAGAUGCCUCCAGUUACCAAAAUGUCCUUGGUGUACUGACAAGCACCGCUGCUCCAACUACUACCACCAUGCCCCCUCCACCUCCCACCACCCCUGCUCCUACACCAGAUCCUCUGGAGCAUGCUCAGAGGAUCUAUCUUUGUAACCCCAAGGACCCACUGUGCAAACCUCAGAUUGUCUACCUGCCAACAGGGGCUGUUCCAGUACUGUGCGACCCACGAGUCAACCCCGCCUGCAGGCCCAAAACAGAGGAGGAGAUAAAAGCUACUGCUCCUCCCCAACCACCCCCAGCCCCUCCUGCUCCCAAAAAGACUGUUCCACCUCCACCACCUCCUGCUGUUGUUAGUAAAGGUAUGGAGUAUGACUGCGACCCAUACUGGGACCCUGACUGCCUCAUUGACCAUCCUCCACGCCCUAUCCAGGAAACAUUGGCACCAGAGGCACCUGCUGAAGAGAAAGUGGUGAAAGAGGAAGUAGCAAAAAAAUCCCUCUACCCUUACUUUGACCCUUAUGAUUUCACGCGUGACCUUUAUGACCCCUCUCGUUAUGCCGAUCCAGCUCCUGAACAGGAGUAA
This is a messenger RNA of Thunnus maccoyii (southern bluefin tuna), 891 nucleotides long. RefSeq names its product actinodin3 (gene and3). The transcript has 5 exons. Lineage: Eukaryota; Metazoa; Chordata; Actinopteri; Scombriformes; Scombridae. Bases 1 to 891 code for a protein of 296 amino acids. The record is from RefSeq and is a predicted model, not a curated record.